Molecule: messenger RNA, 2344 nt
Organism: Humulus lupulus (European hop)
Lineage: Eukaryota; Viridiplantae; Streptophyta; Magnoliopsida; Rosales; Cannabaceae
Exons: 2
Coding region: 721-1104 (127 amino acids)
Source: RefSeq, a predicted model, not a curated record
UGUGUCAUUGGAGAAGCACUUUCCUGCUCGUGUUACUUAUAGGGGUAGUGCUUACUUGGAUACCCUUAUAGAGUAGUUUCAGAGGCAUGGGCUGAUUGAGCCGGAAAAUGCAUGCCCAUUGGAAUAGUUCUUUAAUGCGAAGGCCUUUAGUUUUUAUGGGGUUCUACUGCACCAGUUGAUGUUGCAUAAGGUGGAAAGCAAGAAGCUUGAAGAGGGUCAGUUCUACGUGGGAAGCAAUUUAUGUAGAUUCGGUAUUGUGGAGUUUUCCCUAGUUACUGGCCUGAAUUUUAGCAAGUUGCCGUCUAUACAUGAGUUGAAAGAACAUCUUACCACUGAUCAGAUCAUCUAGGAAUAUUUUAAUGGUGAGGCGAAGGUUAGUUUCGGUCAGUUGGAAGUUGCUCUAAAGGCCUUGACAAACCCAGAAGAUGCAUUUAAGUUGGGUUUAUGCUACUUGAUAGAGGGGGUGUUGUAUGCCCCUGAGAAGACAACCAGCAUGUGGGGUGAUUCACUAAAGUUGGUUGUGGAUCUUGAUUACUUUUUCAAGUAUCCAUGGGGAAGUUUUCCUUUAAGAAGUUAAUUAGAAGAGUUUAGAAAGACAUAAAGAAGCAAUUGAAACACUACGAGGACAAGAAGAAAGAGGGUUCAGGAAUACAACAGAAGGAGUCCAAGUACAGUUUCUAGGGCUAUGCCCUCACACUUCAGUAUUGGGCUUUUGAGGCCAUGCCAGAUAUUGGGAGGAAAUUUGAUGAAAAGAGUGGGAACCAAAUUCCCAGGAUGCUCAGUAGGUCUACCAAGACCGAUAGUUUUCCUUCCAUAGCUCAGUUGGUUCCGUUGUUCGGCAAGACUCGAUUGAUGGCAUUUUCCAUGUUGAAGCCACGUCCUGGUGAGGUAGACUACUACAAUAGCCUCCCAUACGUUGAUGGUCAGUUAUUCCUUGAGUUGGGAUCAAUUGUAGGGGAGGUUGAGACUGUAGUGGAGGAAGUAGAGCCUGAGAAGGAGGCAGAGAAGCUGGUGGAGGUUGCAAAUGCAACUUUUGUUUUUUACGAGGAUGUCCCGAGGAUUGAGGAGGGCACUACACAGGCCGCUGCACAUUCCUCUAGUUAGGCUUCCCAACUUGAUUAUGAGCAGUUGAUGCAGAGGAUCCAAAGGAUUGAGGAGGGCCAUGGGACUUUACUUAAGAAUCAGACUACGAUCAUGGAUCAGUUGGCACAGUUGAUUUCAAUGGUCUCUGAUCGAUCCAAGAAACCAAGUCGACCCACCCACCCACACUCAAAUACAUAGUUAGAUGUUAUGCCUCAUGAUUACAAGCCCGAUGAUCCACCUUCCACUCCACAGGCCCAGAUAUCUGUUGUUGCUAGUGAUGCCGAUAGUCCUAGCGUACGAGUGUUACAGCCUGAGGAGGCAGUUGGCCUUGAAUUUAUUGGGAAGAAAUGCAAGCCUAAGCGUUAUGAUGACUUCACCGACCCGACGAAGAGGCCGAAGAUCAGAUAAACAUGCACUAGUUAUGGACCCUUUGAGGAAGUGUGACCAGCAGCAAGAGAAGAGUUUCCAUAAGUGGCUGAUCAGGAAGAUUGACAACAAGAGGGAUCAAUUUGUCCAUACUUGGACACACGACGUGGCAUGGUUCUUGCAGUUGCACACCAUUCGAACUUGGCUCUGAGAUUCGGUAUGUAAAUUACAAUUAUGUUUUAUAUUCAAUCCUUAAACAUAUUGAUGGUAUUGAUGAAAUUACAUGUUUUUUCAUCAUAUUGAUGCCGCUCUGCACAUGCUACGCCGUCGACGCCACUUUUAUCACGCCGCAUUUCGGUAGGAUGCUACUAUCAUGAACACCACCUUCCCCCAGCUGUGCCUAGGUCAUUGGAAUCAUUUCAAGGAGAUCAGGGAGAAGUAUACAUGGGAUGAGGACUUGCUUAAAUUGUUGAAGGGUGACCCAGAUCAAUACAUCGUAUUCUGGGCAGUUGUUGAUGAAGUAUAUUUUUCCUUGCACAUCCCACAAGCACAACAUUGGGUCACCAUUGAAGUGUCCAUUCCAUUGUGGCGCAUUAACAUAUAUGAUUCCAACCAUACCUUGCUUAGUCAGUCUCUGUUAACGGAAGUCAUUAAGCCUUGGUGUUUAUUGAAGCCUUCAUUGUUGUACAUGUCUGGCUUGUUUGACGACCAUGAGGAGCUCCAAUUGCAACCUGGCCAGAAACCAAAGCCAUUCCAGUACUGUUGUCUUAGCCCUAAGGAGGUGCCUCAGACUAAGACAAGGUAUUCCCCUAUUUAAUUAGUAGUUGAUAAUUUUUUUUUUUACUUAAAGUGCAUAGUGUUGUUAUAGCAAAGCUUUAAUAUUUAAAAGGUUGUC